Molecule: messenger RNA, 3451 nt
Organism: Mercenaria mercenaria
Lineage: Eukaryota; Metazoa; Mollusca; Bivalvia; Venerida; Veneridae
Product: G-protein coupled receptor moody-like
Exons: 1
Coding region: 544-1539 (331 amino acids)
Biological process (GO): G protein-coupled receptor signaling pathway
Cellular component (GO): membrane
Molecular function (GO): G protein-coupled receptor activity
Source: RefSeq, a predicted model, not a curated record
AUACACUUUAGCGUGUAAUAAAAUCAAUGUUCUGAAGGAAAUAAAAUGGUCUAAAAGCGAUAGCGCGUACAAGCUUUAUUGGGAACAUGUGAGCACAACAGAUCGUCAGGAGAAAAUGAAACGACCAGUUAAAACGCGAGAGGAUUUAAAACUGUCAAAGGAUACAACAUUGAACAAGCUGUGCUCUAUUGUUUACGUAUCUAUUUAUAGAGAGUGAUACAUUAAUUAAUUAAAGGAGUAACACGUUUCAAAUGGGAUUUGAAAUCAUUUAUAUUUUCUAACUGAUUAAUGAAUUAAUAUUUGUGUCAUUUUACUUUUGUUGUGUUGAAUAUUCUAAGGAAAAAAGCGAUGUAAUUAAAUUAACAUUUAUUUUACCUUUAUUUAUAUGAGGAAAGAAAAACUCUUUCGGAAAGUAAAAGACAACAAGGAAAGAAAUAGAAACAAUAAGAGACCUAAUUUCAACCCUCGGGAAUCAAAAUAUACAGAUACUUUUAGUUAUUCUAAUUGGAUUCUUGUCUAACCUCGUUUAUAUUGAGACACAGUAUGUCUAGUGAUAAAUACGCAGUGCAGUUGGCGCAGACGAAUAACUCUACAGAUGAAUGUCCAGAAUGGUGGUGUGGGAAAACGAGCGCACUUGCAAUUCUUGAGGCGUUUGUAAUAGUCUUGUGCAUUCUGGGAAGCUUUGGAAACUUAGUUACAGUCUUAGCAAUUUUGUUUUCAAGUCUGCGGUACAGUGUUAACUGCAUCCUGAUUGGAAGUCAAAGUUUUGCGGGAUUCUUGUAUUGUUCUCUUAUUUUGUCAAUGCAAGCAGUGAUAUUUCAUCGCAAGGCACAAAAAGUACCAAAAGAAUUUUGUUCCGCAGUGGGUGGAAUACGAUACACACUGGUUGGAGUUAUUAUGUUGCACCUAGGUGUAAUAGCUUUGUACCGAUUCUUGAAUGUAGUAUAUAUUAACAAAUACCGUUUUAUGUCAGAACUAAGGCAACUAUCAUUUGCACUGGCUACUUGCUGGUUGUUGCCUAUGGUUUUCACAAUUCCACCUACGUUUAGCAUAUGGGGAGGAUUCCAUUUUCAGUCCUCCAUAUUGGCAUGUACAUUUGACAAAUCAACUGACCAAUCAAAUCGCAUUGCUACUGUCACUGCGGGUUUCAUAGUUCCGUGUUUAUUUAUAAUGUACUGUUACGCCAGAAUUGGAUGUGCGGCAUACAAAAGCUUUAAACGGAUGAGUCGGUGGCAAGGCAAUACGCCCCAAGGAAAGGCGUUGAGACUUUCGGCAAUGAUGCUUUGCAUAUUUUUCAUAUUUUUCCUAGGUACAUUCCCAUAUUUUGUACUAAAUGUAACUGAUAGAGAAUUCAAGUAUCCUAUUCACCACAUUUGGACCACGAUGCUUGGCUGGCUGCUUUAUUGUCUGAAUCCAGUAGUGUACACACUGAUGGACAAUAAUUUUAGGACAGCAUACAAGAAAAUUCUAAUGGGAGACUGUGAAAAGAACCCUGUGCGAAGAGCCGGAAGCACAUUCUCACAAGCAGCGUCAGUAUAAAAAAGCCAUUUAGACCUGUAUUCUUUGGACAGUCCACUUAAGACACAAUGUUUUUUGGUUGAGUCAUGUGUCGCGUAAUACAUUAGCAUGUUCAAACUUUUUGACAGUCUACAGUAAUUGAGAAAUAACUGAAGAAUAACAUUAUUUCUUCAGGCAGAUAAUUGCCAAAGCGGACUUCAGAAACUUUUGAGACUAAUGCUCAUCCGUAGAAACAAUUACAAAUACACGAACGAUUGUUUUCAUGGACAUCUAGGGGAUUUCAAUUACCCUGUACAUUUACAAUUUGAACACAGUCGGUUCGGUUAUAACUGAGAUACAAGCGUUAUAACACACCACACUCGUUUACAUUGGUGUUAUUUUAUCGUAAACAUGGAGGCUCCAAGUAGUAAGUACAUUAAGUCCUACAUAAUGAUGUGUUGUUCUCUGAACAUACGUGCAUAAGCUAAGCAGAUUCUGCUUACGGUGAAACUUCCCUAUCCAAAGCCACUGUUUAUAGGUGGGUAAGAAUAUUUAAUAGGAUAGAAUCCCUAGCCCUAAAACGUCAGCAUCGCAUCCCCUCAUAACACUGCUGCUGUAGCAGUCAUUGUAGCAGAAGACUCGAGAUAUACAGUUUCCCAAAUAUCAGUGGGCAUUUCAUCGGGAAGUGUUCAAGGAAGUCGGACUAAACACUUAAAAUUAUCGAAGGUGUGUGCAAGGUGGGUACCUUAUCUUUUAAACAAAGAGCAAAACACAGGGGACGAGAAAUGGGUAUAUUCGAACCUCAAAGGCGACAUCACACGCACACACACACGCGCACGCGCACGCGCACGCACACGCACACGCACACGCACACAAAUACGCAGAGUAUUUGGCAGAUCUGUUACUGGAAAAAUUUAAAGGGCAAGGUUCUAAAAUAAGUUAGGGUACAUUCAACGUCACCUAAAAACUGGUUUACAGGGCAUCUGCCUCAUACAUUAUAAUGCAUCUGCACACAAGAGCACAGCAGUAUUUACAGAACAAUUACCAUACCCUCAAUAUUCGCCUGACCUAAAUACCCUUUCUCUUUACUUUGCUGAAAAUACAUGCUGGCUGGUCGUCGCUAUAAUUUCAGAAGCGCCCUAAUAGUGAAGUGUUUCGGUGUCUGCGUAGUAUAUAAAGGGAGACUGCCCUGUAGCUUUCAGGUCGAUAGCCCGGACUGAAAAAGUGCGUUUCUGUUGUAGGUGAAUAUUUUGAAGGACUGGCGUAAGCAAUAUGCUUAAAUACAUGUUUUCCUAUAUUUUAUAUGAACAGUCUCAAAUUUUCUGAAUUUCCUCAUACUACCAUAAUUAUUGUGUUUCCGACUUUUGCUAUAGAACUUAAACGGACAUGGCUUCGAUGGAAAUGAAUAUGCUUUUAAAAAUUGUUUUAUGACUGUUUGCCUUAUAUAAGCAUCACCAUACAAGGGUUUGUCGAAAUAAAGUCGAUGACAUCUGAGGUCUGUAUACCAUGGUGAAAAUAAAUAAUUUGGUAUAGGAUGGUAAAUGGAAUUACAUUUUAUGAUAGUAUAAUAUAUUGUUAGAUAACUUUUCUGGAAUGUAAAGUUCAAUGUUUAGUUCUUAUCGCCAAUAACGCCUAUAUCGAUAAGCACUUGAAAGUCAGGUAAGAUACGACAGAGAUAACAAACAUUUUAAUUAGCCUUUAUAUUCACUUUGCUUCUAGAUUUUAACGUAAGCACUAGUUUCGAUCUAUUAUUUAGUCAUUGAAUGUUAACAAUCCUUUUGGUAAGUGUAGUCUCGUCAUAAGCGAAUGUUAUUUAUGUUUUCGUAACAUAUCUUUUUAUCUUAAGUAGUGACGAUUUACUCUUGUUUUUAUUUUUCAUUGCACUUUUAUGCAUUUGUUCAUUCCAGUAUGAAAAGAAGAUUGCGAAAUAGAUAUAUUUUGUUUACAGUAAUUG